This is a messenger RNA of Lactuca virosa, 1524 nucleotides long. Lineage: Eukaryota; Viridiplantae; Streptophyta; Magnoliopsida; Asterales; Asteraceae. The record is from the annotation of a GenBank genome assembly.
AUGACUGCAGAAGAGGAUAGACUCAACAGUUUGCCAGAUGAAAUUAUCCAUAAAAUCGUCUCUUUUAUUAGCUUGAGAGAAGCUAUUGGAGUGAGUGUUUUGUCAUCUAGAUGGAGGCGUAUCUGGACUUCAAUGCCCUAUCUCAAUUUCUCAAUUCAGGAUUUAUUUCCUAAAUUUGUUUCCAAUGUUUUUUCUCGCCGCAAUUGUCAAACACAAGUGGAUUCAGUCAAACUUGUUGUUGGGGUACCUUUUCACGAUGAAUUAUUCAAAAGAAUUCUUGACUACGCAUUCUCUCACAAUGUCCAACAACUAUCAAUUACAUGUAACAUUGGAUCCCGUCUUUCUCUCUAUAGUCCAUGGUCUAUCGAGCAUCUCCUUUUGAGUACUGGAGCUCUUUCUGCAUCUUCUCUCUUUAUGGAGAAACCAAUUCAGGUCCAGGACCUCCCAUCUUUAACCACAUUGCAUCUUGAUGAAAUCACAUUGUCUGAUAAAUGCACUGAUCUUUUCUCCAAAUUCACCAACCUGAGUAAUCUCUCCUUAAGUAGAUGCAGUAUGGAGGGAACAAAUGUUUUGAAUAUCUGUCAUCCUCGAAUUUCUAGUCUCACACUCGAACAGACAUACUGGCGGUUGGAGGCUAUCAAGGUGGUUGCACCUCAACUCAAGAAUCUCAGUAUUAAAUUUUGUAGUGGGAAGAGUCUGAUGAAGAUUUCUGCAUCUGGGCUUAACUCUUUGGUCAUCAAAGGUGGUAGUCGUAUUCAGCUUUCUACACAAGGUUUCCCUUCUUUGGAAAAGGCUGAUCUCUGUAUUUUUCGUCCAACCAAGGCAGAUGCUCAUAAAAUAGUUUGUCUACUUCAAAAGCUCCACACUGUCAAAUUUCUUACACUAAACUUGGAGAUUCUUGAGCUUCUUUCUUCAUCCAUGGAACCAAUCUCACAUCAACCUUCUCCAUUUGCUAACUUAAAGAUCUUAAAGUUUUUAACGAGUUACCCUACAACGGUAUACAUGGAGGUGCAACCAUAUGAGAAUGUAACUACAUCUACUGAAAUAAAAAAUAAUCUGCAAGAUAUUUUUCCAAGUGCCAUCUUCACAAUGAUCUCAUGUGAGGAGAUUAGAGGUAUGAGGAAUAUUGUAUCUGCACAACAACUUAUUGCAGAAUUACGGAUGCUACUAGAGAAGUGUAAAGCACUUGGCUAUACCAACAAGGCUCAGAUGGGACACACCAAUGCACCAAUGGAGAGCUGCAAAACACAAGUUAACAAACAGUGGACACAAUCACCAUUGGAAAUGCAAUGGCACUCUGGGGAAAAGAUGACGCAAAUAUAUGAUCAAAGGAAUAUUGAAGGAUUACUCGGGAAAAAGCUGCAGCGCAUUGAAAGACUGUUGACUGGGCUACAUGUGUCAAAGAGUCUAGUGAUGCAAGCAAUAUCUUCAAGUGUGUGUGAAGAAGCUGACGAUAUCAAGAAAUAUACGUUGGAAUGUAUGAAGAUCCGAUAUAAUAAGAAGCCAUGGCGCUUCAAUGUCUAG